AUGGCACCCUCUAUGUUCUUCUCAGUCCAAAGACGAGAGCCAGUGCUCCUGGUUCCAUCGCAGCCCACGCCUUAUGAGCUGAAGAACUUAUCGGACAUCGAUAACCACGAGAACCUACGAAUAUUGCAGGUGCCGAUGAUCCAAUAUUAUAGCAAUGAACCCUCGAUGAUAGGGCAGGAUCCGGUGAAGGUUAUAAAGGAUGCCCUCUCAAAGGCUCUGGUUUACUAUUACCCACUCGCUGGUCGGCUUAGAGAAGGCACAAAGAGGAAGCUGGUGGUGGAGUGCACUGGUGAAGGUGUGUUAUUCAUAGAAGCUAAAGCUAAUAUUAGGCUUGAACAAUUUGGUGAUCAAUUACCCCCUCCAGUGCCAUGUCUGGAAGAGCUCCUCUAUGAUAUCCCAGGAUCAGCAGGCAUCAUUGACUGUCCAUUACUCUUAAUUCAGAUUGCUGUACUUCAACCGAGCAUACAAAUAUGGAUGGCUGAUAUCCGGUUAUCAAAUCUCGAGCGCUGUAGGUACUUGUUUACCCCGAUGAACAAAAGAUGGAAUUGGUACCUCUUAGUUUUGGAUUUGAAGGAGUAG
This is a messenger RNA of Elaeis guineensis (African oil palm), 579 nucleotides long. Lineage: Eukaryota; Viridiplantae; Streptophyta; Magnoliopsida; Arecales; Arecaceae. The record is from RefSeq and is a predicted model, not a curated record.